Messenger RNA from Spodoptera litura, 974 nucleotides. RefSeq lists its product as uncharacterized. Lineage: Eukaryota; Metazoa; Arthropoda; Insecta; Lepidoptera; Noctuidae. Gene Ontology annotation, molecular function: protein binding. The record is from RefSeq and is a predicted model, not a curated record.
UGUGCACAUACUGUCGAAGUAUACGGUCAUGUAAACAUUUAUAUAUUUUUUAUAUCGAUCACUUCUAUACACGCAAUGAGUAAUUACAACACUGUGAUAGCAAUUCUACUAUGGUUUCAAUUCUGUGUCGCAUUCGACUUACCGAGGGAUGGGUGUCAAACAGAACUGAAGAUCAACAAUAAUCAGUACAAUGUUACUAAUACUUAUCAUAUCGGUGAUGUGCACCCUACUGACGCUCACUACGAUGUUUUUGGCAACCUAUUUUAUGUAGAAACUGGACUAAACGACAAAGGAUAUUACUUUAACACCAAUGUUAUCAAAUUCAAAACUACCGCUCCUCAAAAAAUACCGGGUUUACCAGAAGACAUCAGUUAUUCAAUAGCCAUCGAUAAAAAGGAAAAGAAAGUCUACUUCGGCACAGGCAACGGUAUUUUUGAGUAUAAUUACGAAAAUCAUUACGCCAUUCCUGUUUCUAGUAGUGCCUUCAAAUUGGACAUGAUAUUUGUAGACACAUACAGCAACAAAUAUGUUACUGAAAACAAUGAUGGCGUUGAAGAAUUAUACUUAUUAGACGACGAAAUGAUGAAGAGAAUUCGCUUCAACAGUCUUGAAGCACUCAACGAACUUACCAUUGAUGACGACAAUAAUUUCUAUUACAUAAAAGAUGGAAAGUUAUAUGUAUUGAAAACUUAUCUUUCAUCCCCGCUUUGUAUCGGCAAUGUGACCUACAAUGGAAUGGCACAAAUCGCUGUCCACAAUAGUAAUGUAUUUAUAGCAAGUGACGACCUGCUAUAUUUCCAUGAAAAUGAUACAGGAGGUAUAAAGGUAGUCGACAAUGCUCCCGAUAAUGUAACAGCGAUAGCUUUUGAUGACACUGGAGAUUUUAUACUUGGAAUUCGCGGCAAGCUUCUAAAAUACAAGAAACAUGAAUGCUACAUAAGGAAACCUUAACAAUGACCGAUAGAAAUAAUUAC